AUGAAUCCCAUACUUUUUCUUUUUUUAUCUCUGCUUAUUUCUGCAGGGACUACCAAAAAGCUAAGUUCAUCUUCUAAAGGUAUGAUCUCAUCAAACCCUCUGUAUGACUACCAUAACUUACCCAUCAAUGACUUGGAGGAGGAGGAGGAUGAGGAAGAUGAUAAUGAUGGUAAUAACUACAUCAUACAAAGUCCUGAGGACCAUGAGACCUUUUUAGAAACAGACAUUUCUACAAAUUCACCUGUGUCCAAAGAUGUGUUAAUGCUGAAGAACAGUAUGCAGAAUUUACGGGAGUACUUGAAAUUGCUCUCCAUCAAAAAAGCUGAAGAGGAACAACUAGAGAGUUCUGAAGAAGAGUCUUCAGAAGAAUCCAAAUUUGGACCCCAUUAUCUCAACAUUAUCACUCAAGGCCCAGUCGAGGAAUCACUUAGUGGAGAUCAAAGAGCAAAACCUGUGAACAUUUACAAGGACCCAAUUUUGAAAGACCUAUCUGCAGAACUGGAUAACCAAACUCCAAAGUUCAAUGAGAUGGAAUAUCACCCAAGAAACAUGUUUUUUAAACCAGUACCAAUGUCGGAUAAGGAUGAUCUUAUUCAAAAGAAAGCAGCAAAUGUAGGAAGAAAAAAAGAUGUAAAGGAAACACUAAUGCUUGCUGUAUCAUCUACAACGCUUAUCAUUUUAAUAAUAUUUAUGAUAUGCUGUGGUAUGACUCUCAACCAGUUCAGCAAACAAAAAAAGGGUUCUAGUAAUGCUUCCAGCACUCAUGCUGAGCAACAGGGACUAGCAUACCUAUCUUAUUUUCAACCUUUGGAAGGAGUAUCUGAUUCUUCUUUUUCUAAAACUGCAGACAGUAGUAUGUGGGAUGAAAAAACACUGUCUGCGAUAAGGAACAAUUCAGAGUCUAGACAUUCAAAAUCAAGAACAUUAUCCAAUAUAAAGUCAGUAGAUGAUGUAUCAUCAAUUUCUGAUGAAUCAACUCGCAGUGCAGCUACUUCAUAUAAAGCCUCAAAAACAGGCGAAAAUGAGCUAUAAACCAAUCAGCUGAGUGGAGGAUUUACAAAACCUUUGAACCCUGAUGCUGUUGGUAUAAAAAAAAACAGCAGCUGCUUUUAUAAAAAUAGCAUGCAUUUGUGAUUCAUUAAAGUUUACAACUUACAUUUCCAUGGAGGAGGCAGAGCUACCUUUAAAUUUUGAUAGAAAAGGGAGAAGGGAAAGGGACUUGAAAUUAAAUCUGGAUCACAAAUGUUCGCACGCACACUAUACUCUUAAGUGCUUCAGAAUCAAGGGUGAAAGGAACGGAACUGGCUUUUAAAUACUGUCAUCUACCCAAUGCUACAUGAAGGCAAAAGGAAGACCUAAGAAGUCUUUCCUAGGAACUCUGUUAUUGCGAUUUACUAUGGUGACCUUGUGAAGUAAAUUCAAGAGGCUAUAUAAGCCAAUACCAGGGGCAUAUCCAGUAUAGGUUGUAAUGAUGUAAUCUCUGAGCAAUA
This is a messenger RNA of Dermochelys coriacea (leatherback sea turtle), 1490 nucleotides long. RefSeq names its product equatorin (gene EQTN). NCBI's taxonomy places the organism in Eukaryota, Metazoa, Chordata, Testudines, Dermochelyidae. Gene Ontology annotation, cellular component: plasma membrane. The record is from RefSeq and is a predicted model, not a curated record. Gene Ontology annotation, biological process: fusion of sperm to egg plasma membrane involved in single fertilization; acrosomal vesicle exocytosis; endocytosis. The coding region runs from base 1 to 1032 and encodes 343 amino acids. The transcript has 9 exons.